GAGCGGGAGCCGCGAGCCUGAGAGCGGCAAAUGGCGGAGGAGAAAGGCAAAGGCCCGAGUCAGGACCUGAAAAAUGAAGGGAAUGAUCACAUCAACCUGAAGGUCGCGGGGCAAGAUGGCUCCGUUGUACAAUUUAAGAUAAAGAAGCACACACCGCUGAGCAAACUGAUGAAAGCAUACUGUGAACGACAGGGCUUGCAGAUCAGACAGAUCCGCUUUCGAUUUGAUGGACAGCCAAUAAAUGAAACUGAUACGCCAGCCAUGUUGGAAAUGGAAGAUGAAGACACCAUUGAUGUAUUCCAGCAGCAAACGGGAGGAACCUGCUAACCUCAUGACAAUAAUUUAAUGUAAAUAACGUUCCAUACACACACAUGUACAUGUUCUUACAACACACUGUUUUACUCUAUUCUGCACAAUCUUGCUACAUUUCGCUGUAAUAAAAAUGUGGGAAGGGGGGGGAUAAGGAGCUAUGUGAAGUUACCUGAGUACAACAAAUUGCUUUGUUUUUCCAUUGCGUUUUAUUUUCAGCAUACAGAUGUUUUCUUUGUAUUUUGGAUGAAUCCGAAUAAAGUUGGUCUUAUAUGUAGU
Messenger RNA from Callorhinchus milii (elephant shark), 588 nucleotides. Its product is annotated as small ubiquitin-related modifier 3-like. The transcript is spliced from 4 exons. The record is from RefSeq and is marked provisional. Gene Ontology annotation, cellular component: nucleus. Gene Ontology annotation, biological process: protein sumoylation. Bases 31 to 327 code for a protein of 98 amino acids. NCBI's taxonomy places the organism in Eukaryota, Metazoa, Chordata, Chondrichthyes, Chimaeriformes, Callorhinchidae. Gene Ontology annotation, molecular function: protein tag activity; ubiquitin-like protein ligase binding.